AUUAAAAUCACGUGACCACGUGCUUUUUUGUAGAGCGCUCGUAUUCUGGUGUAUUGUGUAUCUGCAGUCGGUGCUCGCGGGAAUGUUAUGGAAACGGCUCUUGACAUAACCUCUAGAAUCGUGUGAUUCCGCCAUUUUUUCCGCGUGAGACGUGAGGAACAAUUGCGCGAUUUUAACUAUUUUAACGUUUCUCGUCAGAGAGCGACUACUUCUACACCUGCGGCUUUAUUUUUGAUUAUAUAGUAAUAGACAUGGCAUCCGCUUUGGAAUCCAUGGUGGUCGAUGAAAAACAACUUCCCGAGAAGCCGGUGGAUAGAGAAAAGACAUGUCCACUUUUAUUGCGAGUAUUCUGCAAUACUGGACGUCAUCAUAAUAUAAUGGAAUAUAGUAGAGGGAAUGUUCCUUCGAACGAGUUGCAGAUAUAUACAUGGAUGGAUGCAACCUUGCGAGAAAUUACAGGCUUAGUUAAGGAAGUGAAUCCAGAUGCUCGUAGCAAGGGAACGUACUUUGAUUUUUCAUUGGUGACUCCUGAAUUACGUAAUUCUGGUUAUCGCAUGCGUGAGAUUGGUGUUACGUGUUCUGGACAGAAGGGUGCAGAUGAUAACAAAACACUUGCACAAGCAAGAUUCACUAUAGGGGAUUAUCUGGAUAUAUCAAUAACACCGCCAAAUAGAAUGAUGCAACCAACAGUUAGACGUGGUGGUUUACGUCAGUAUUAAUGUAAGAACCAAUAUUUAAGUUAACUAUAAGAAUAUAUUAUAAGUAAUAAAUAAAUGUGUAUAACAUUAUUGAAUGCAUGAAAGACUUCCCAAACUUCUGUAUCCAUAAAUGAUUGAAAUAAAUAUCACGUUUUCUUUAUGUAAA
Molecule: messenger RNA, 864 nt
Organism: Pogonomyrmex barbatus (red harvester ant)
Lineage: Eukaryota; Metazoa; Arthropoda; Insecta; Hymenoptera; Formicidae
Gene: Bin1
Product: histone deacetylase complex subunit SAP18
Biological process (GO): negative regulation of DNA-templated transcription
Cellular component (GO): nucleus
Molecular function (GO): transcription corepressor activity; transcription factor binding
Source: RefSeq, a predicted model, not a curated record